Molecule: messenger RNA, 297 nt
Organism: Rodentolepis nana
Lineage: Eukaryota; Metazoa; Platyhelminthes; Cestoda; Cyclophyllidea; Hymenolepididae
Source: the annotation of a GenBank genome assembly
AUGCCAAUAUGGUCGUGCUCUCGUCUUCUACUGGUUAGAGGCCUAUUGGAGUACGCACUUAGAUACUGGUAUGUGCUGACUCCUACAGACGCACCCGCUCAAUGCGGUGAGACUGAUGCAUACGUUCUCAUGGUUGGCACCGAGCUCAUUUCUCGUUCUAUGUGCACUCAUGCAUUAGUAUAUACGAUUGUAUAUCAGCAUUACUGGAUAUGCCAACAAGGUCAAAGGCGUGUGCCAAUGAAUGGAGCCGAUAUGAUCAAUAAAUUGCACAUUAAAUUUUUCCCCAAGGCCGCAUAA